Molecule: messenger RNA, 1011 nt
Organism: Dacryopinax primogenitus
Lineage: Eukaryota; Fungi; Basidiomycota; Dacrymycetes; Dacrymycetales; Dacrymycetaceae
Product: phosphoribosyl pyrophosphokinase
Exons: 6
Coding region: 1-1011 (336 amino acids)
Biological process (GO): ribonucleoside monophosphate biosynthetic process; 5-phosphoribose 1-diphosphate biosynthetic process; purine nucleotide biosynthetic process
Cellular component (GO): cytoplasm; ribose phosphate diphosphokinase complex
Molecular function (GO): ribose phosphate diphosphokinase activity; magnesium ion binding
Source: RefSeq, a predicted model, not a curated record
AUGCAUAGUGGACGGGGGAUCAAGCUCAUCGCGGGGACGAGUCACCCCGAGAUGGCAGAGCUCAUCGCACAACGACUGGGGAUCUCCCUCUCCCCAGUAAAAGUCUCCAACAACGGGAUCGGCGAGACCCAAGUCCAGCUACAAGAGUCCGUGCGAGAAGAAGACGUGUACAUCCUCGGCACCUCCGCUUCGGGCCAAGUCAACAUCGCCCUCAUGGAACUGUGCAUCAUGAUCCACGCGUGCAAGAUCGCCAGCGCGGGAAGGAUCACGGCUGUUAUCCCGCAUUUUCCGUAUGCGAGACAGGACAGGAAGGAGAAGAGCAGAGCGCCGAUCAGCGCUAAGCUUGUGGCGAACAUGUUGCAGACGAGCGGGUGUGAUCAUGUUAUUACGAUGGACUUGCAUGCAUCGCAGAUUCAGGGGUUCUUUGACGUGCCGGUGGAUAACUUGUAUGGCGAGCCAUCGAUGAUUCGCUUCAUCCGAGAUGCACUCGGACCGGACGAGAGUCCACAAAAAGACGUCGUGAUCGUUUCCCCCGACGCCGGGGGUACAAAACGCGCCGCCUCCAUCGCCGACAAGCUCAAUUCCGAUCUGGCGAUAUUCCACAAAGAGCGGAAGAAGGAAAAUCAGGUUUCGCGCAUGAUCCUCGUCGGAUCUGUAAGGGAUAAGAUCGCCAUCCUCGUUGACGAUAUGGCCGAUACGUGCGGGACGCUCGAGCUCGCCGCGCACCAUCUCAUCGAGGCUGGCGCACGCAGGGUGUGGGCAGUGGUGACACAUGGUGUCCUCUCCGGCCGAGCGGAACCGACGGUGCGGGUGAGUGCCCUCGAGAAGCUCGUUAUUACGAACACGCUCCCGGUGAGGGACAAGCUGGUUGCGCAGGAGAAACACGGUGCGUGGGGAGGGAAACUCGAGGUGAUAGACAUCACGGGCGUGCUGGCGGAGACGGUCCGCAGGAGCCAUUAUGGUGAGAGUGUGAGCAUGCUGUUUGACGAAGUGCCUUGGAGCAACCAGUGA